UACGUUAUGGAGAAAUUACUUUCAUCCCAGAAUAAAAAAGUUGAUAUCAGAUCUGCUGUGAUGUGGAUAAUAGUUUAUUCACUCAUUUCAAAUAUGAGGCUAGGCUCGACGGAGCUGAUCCCAACCCCGUUCUUUUCAUGUCGCCGCCGCCACUUCCCAAUACUUCAACUUCACAUACCCGCCGGACCAGUGCCGCCGAGCCGCCGCCGCAAUUGGGUCGUCAGUUCAAGCCGUCAGAAAUCUCCGAUUGCAAUUUAUGGCAGCGUCAACGAGAGGACAUGUUUUGAUAUGUUGUGCAAAUGGCUCUCUAGACUUGUUUCCUUUUACUUGCUAUCUCUGAAUCUGGCUGCUGCAGCCUCUGAUUAUCCAACUCCCUCUACUUAUCCCUGUGAGGACAUUAGCAAUUACUAUACUCCCGUAAAGAAUUUAGGAUUAACUGGUGAAGCACUAAAGAGACAAUUGAAUAGCAUCAUUGCCCCACACCAUUCCUUGUCCUACCGAGAGAAACAGGUGUGGGAUGCCCUUAAGGUUCUUGAUGCUGCGGAUGUUAAUAACCCAGAAGCUUCGUCUGAAAUAGUUGAAAUUUACUCCUUGAGAGUUGUCCCAAAACGGUUAUCAGGAAAACCAGAGGGAUGGAACAGGGAACAUCUAUGGCCUCGUUCUUAUGGGCUGACCAAAGGUCCAUCUUUGACUGACUUACAUAACAUUCGGCCUGCUGAUGCAAAUGUCAAUUCAUCAAGGGGGAACAAGUACUAUGGUGAAUGCGUUACUAGCUCAACCAAAUGUUUGAGGCCAGCUAACAAAGAAGCUGCUUUCGACACUGAAACAGACAAGCAGAGCUGGGCACCACCUGUGCAGGUUAGAGGAGAUAUAGCAAGGGCAUUAAUGUACAUGGCAGUUUGUUAUGGUUUCCGGCAACCAGGGGAAAGUCCAGGUCUUCAACUCUCGGAUACCCCUAACAUUGAAAACAGAGAGAUGGGUCUCCUUACCACUUUAUUAAAAUGGAAUGAGGUUGAUCCACCUUCAAGGGAAGAAAAAUUGAGAAAUGAGAGGAUCUGCAAAUUUUAUCAGCAUAAUCGGAAUCCUUUUGUUGAUCAUCCGGAGUAUGCCAAUCUUAUAUGGAAGAAAGCUUAUUGAUGACAUGCAAAGCAGGGUAAAUGAGACAACUAGAGAUGGACAGAAAGGAGAAAAAAAAACUCAAUACACAAAAUAAUCACUUCACUUGACCGAUAUUAAAGAGUUGCUUAAGAGAAUGUGGAAAAGAAAGAUGAAGAAUGUUAUUUAGUUUGAAAGGUUAGAGUCAACCUUCAAUGGAUCUUUAGAGCAGAACAAUUCUUCUGUUAUUAUGUCGGAUGAUCAUCGUUUAACUAUUGUUGUCAUUCGUAUAUAGUCAAAGAGGUGGGUCGGUUGUUCUUACUUGCACCAAUCUCCUUCAUUCGUGGGUUGCUUCUAUACGUGUUCUUGAAAUGGAAUUUCGAUCUCCACC
Molecule: messenger RNA, 1486 nt
Organism: Vigna angularis (adzuki bean)
Lineage: Eukaryota; Viridiplantae; Streptophyta; Magnoliopsida; Fabales; Fabaceae
Exons: 8
Coding region: 7-1137 (376 amino acids)
Molecular function (GO): nuclease activity
Source: RefSeq, a predicted model, not a curated record